AUGGAUCCGAUUGUGGAAGUGGUAGCUCUUGUUUUGGGCUUUAUCGGGUGGGUCAUGGUGGGGGUGGCUCUGCCCAAUCGCCACUGGAGGACCUCAACCGUGGACGGGAAUGUCAUCACCACGUCCACCAUCUAUGAGAACCUCUGGAUGUCCUGUGCCACGGACUCCACCGGGGUCCACAACUGCCGGGAGUUUCCUUCUCUGCUGAGUUUGAGUGGUUACAUCCAGGCGUCUCGUGCCUUGAUGAUCACAGCCAUAGUGCUGGGCUCCUUUGGACUGAUGCUGGCUCUCAUUGGGAUUCAGUGCUCCAAGGCCGGAGGGGAAAACUACAUGCUCAAAGGAAGGAUAGCCGGGACAGCUGGGGUUCUGUUCAUCCUCCAAGGUACUUGCACAAUGAUCGCUGUGUCGUGGUAUGCCUUCAAUAUCACCCAAGAAUUCUUUAACCCUCUUUAUGUUGGGACAAAAUAUGAAAUCGGAGAGGGCCUGUAUAUUGGCUGGUGCUCUGGGGUGAUGGCCAUCGCGGGUGGGGCUUGUCUCACCUGCUCCUGCAAAAUGGCAACAGAAGAGAAACACUCGUUGCCGUAUCACAGCAGGGGGACCGUCUACUCUGCUGCAGCCCGAAGUGCAGCCACCCGCAAUACUGCUGCCAGCACUUAUGGACGCAAUGCUUAUGUCUAA
This is a messenger RNA of Knipowitschia caucasica, 678 nucleotides long. The record is from the annotation of a GenBank genome assembly. Lineage: Eukaryota; Metazoa; Chordata; Actinopteri; Gobiiformes; Gobiidae.